Molecule: messenger RNA, 652 nt
Organism: Brachypodium distachyon (stiff brome)
Lineage: Eukaryota; Viridiplantae; Streptophyta; Magnoliopsida; Poales; Poaceae
Exons: 2
Coding region: 99-284 (61 amino acids)
Cellular component (GO): Golgi apparatus
Source: RefSeq, a predicted model, not a curated record
UCGUCUCAACAGCAACGAGGAGGGAGUUUGGAGACAUCUCGUCAUCGUCUCCAGAUCCAAAUCCAGAUCACCCGCCGCCGAGAGAGAGGGAGCGCGCGAUGGAGCUGGAGGCGCCGUCGCCGGCGAGGUACCUGCUGGGAGCGGCGAUCAUGAUGGCCGGCGUCGUGCUCCCGCUCGCCUACAUGAUCUUCCGCAGCAAGCGCUCCCCGUCCUCGUCCUCCUCCGCCUCCUCCUCCUCCAUCGCCUCCGCCGCCCCAUCCUCCUCCUUCUCCAAGCAGACGUAGGAACAAGGGGCUCUUCUAACAACCCUGGCGUGCUCACUUAUGUUCUUCUAGCUAAUAGUGUGCUAGCUCCUGUUUUCUACAAGAAGAAUGAAUCCCCUUUGUACUAUCUGCGAUCCGUCCCUCAUGUAGCAGCAGCAGUAGUGCCAAUUGAGUUGUGGAUCACUGUUCUGUCUCUCUGUAUUGAGUAGUUCUUCUUGCUUGUACUUGUUCAACUUCAUUGAGCCAAAUACAUUAUAAGGGAGUGUACCUACAUUGUUUCUUGAACCAGUGUAUAUUCAUUCCUCUGAACAACAUCUUGAUUAUGGGCACUUCUGUAUGCAGUUUUACUUGGUAAGCUAAUCUGAAUGAACAGAACAUAUAUGUUGUAA